AUGCACACCGCCGUCCUUCGACAACUCAGCACACCAUCGACUCGUCCCUCUGGCACCGCAAACGGCGGCUUCGGCAGUAGCGGUGUCCGUGACGGCAGUGCACCAGCUCCUCCUAGCAGAGGUGACGGUGCUGCGACAGCGCCGCAGCAGCGGUCGUCGCACGGCGUGAGCUCCGAGCUCUGCUUCUACGAGACGUUUAUCUUGUCCGAUGUCGACGUGCAUCUUGCCCUCCUCGAGGAGGCGCACUACAAACACGGCGUGUGGCUCAACGUGCCACCGCAGCUCGCGCCCUCCUUCCCGAACGUCGGCCCGCCCGCCGUGCCGGAGCCCAUCUACCCAUCGGCACAGCGGGAGCGACUAGCGGCGAUGACGGCAGUGCAGAACAAGCGCGGCCGAGGCGCCAGCGGCGGCGGCAGCACGACGGAUGCGGAGCUCAUAGUGGAGCCGUCGUGCCUUGCCUACCGCCCCACCCACGACCCGCCGCCCUUCUCCACGACCGGCACGCGCUCGCUAAGGAUUCCAGAGCAAAGGCGGGCGGCAGCAGAAGCAGCCGCCCCGGGCGCAAGCGACGCCGUCCCCCGUGUGCCUCCGUCUGCACCGUUUUCCGUGACAGCGUCAACGGGAGAGGCGAGCUUCGCGGAAGGCACCACCACUACUACAAGCAGCAUGCGUGCGGAAGUACAGACAGUUGCCGUACGCAUGCCGGUGGUCCCGUCAAUGCUGUACCACUGCAGUGCGUGCAGUCGCCCGUUUAGGCGACGCGAGGCCGCAGAGGAGCACGUGCAGCAGCGCCACGAGCCGCGCGGCAACUGCAGCGGCGUCAGCGCCGCUGCAGUUGUGGUGGAGGGUCCGGGGCCUGGUGAGAUUAUCGGAUACGAGGAGAAGGCCGUCGUCGUGGCGGCCACCACGACGGCCACCAGGACGGCCGCUGCUGCCCGCGUGACAAGUUCUUUGCCAAUGAAAGCAGCAGCGAAGGCGAAGGGGGUGGAGGCGAGCGCUGAAGUCGCGACCGCCAAGGGCGUCGCCUGCGCCUCGAGCACUGUCAAGCCCUCCGCCUUUGAUCUCGCUGCUAGCUACCGCGCGACACCACGAGUUGACCGCCCGUCGGACGAUCUUAUCGACGAACUCCUCGAUGCCGUCUGGGACGACGUGGCGCUGGCGCGAGAUGACAUCGUGAAGCCGUCUGACCUUCCCACAACACGAGCCGACCGUUUGCAACACCCGAAGCGGCGUUACGACAGCUGCCAAGGGCGCUGUUUCAUCCCCAGUGUGCUCAUCGUGGAGGGCGUCGCCGACAACCGCGCUGAGCUGGAGGCGGCGGUGGAGCGGGCCGCUGUGCGAGCCACGCCAGAUGGCGCCGCGCCAGGCAUCAAGCGUCGGCCUUCGUCUCUGUUUUCGGUGUUUUCGCCAUCCACGAUGGCCCCCCGGCUGCUCCCAACGCAGCGGCGCAACGCCGAUGGCACGCUCGGUGCUGGCGGCGCCGAUGCCGCGGCCGCCGGCGGCGGCAUCGGCGGUGGGACUCUUGGGGCGGCACCGACGGCGCAGGAGUUGUCUGUAGCGGAGCUCAGCCGCCACUACCCGAACCCGUUCGGCGACAGCCCAAACGCUGUGCUGAUGGAGUUGGAAAAGGAGCCGAUCAACCCCUUCAUCGACCUCGAGGGUCAGGCGGCUGAGGUGGCCGCCGCGGCGCAGUCGGGUGCGGCAGACGGUAGCACCGCUGACGACGCUGUCUCUUCCCCGGCCACGAAGGAGAUGGAGUGGCUGUCGCGGUGGGCAGCGAGGCCGUACGCGUGUCCGCUGUGCCAGCGACGCGCCUUGCCAGACUUGAUGAAAAUCAUGGCGCCGCUGCUGCCCCCGUCAUUGGUAGCAGGCAGCGAGGCAGCCACCUCCGCGGCGCCGACUGCCGGUGUAUACGGUGACGUUCAAGGAGCCAGCCCACAUCCGAGGUCUGGUACGAAGGGGGCCGCUUCUACUGCUGCAGGGGAAACGUCGGCCGCGACUGCAGGCGCCUCCACGUCGAGGCCAGUAGAGGGUGUGCCCCCCUCAGGCUCCCUCGAGGACGAACCCUUGGUUGCGGAUGUUGAGGCGUGGAGCUGGUACGCCGAGCGGGUGCCGCGCUUCCGACUACUGGACUCCCUCGAAGACCACUUGCAGUCGAAGCACGCCGGCUACUGUGGCGGGGAUGACGAGGCAGCGGCUGCACUCGACGAUGACGAUGGCUGCACUGGCAGAGACGGGGGCGACACCCUCUCCGAGGCGGACUGGCAGUUCCUCUACCGCGUUGCCAGGCACCAACAGCUGCUAGCGCGAGCCGAGUUGCUGGCGGUGCAGCAGGCGUACCGCGUCAUGUGCCCCAAGCGGCACAGCACCGCUGCGGAGUCCUUUAGCUCCAUUGAGAGCGACGGCGCCGACCUCCCAAAUCAUGUCGGCGGCGAUGCCGGCAAGGACGGUGCCGCGAACGCGGCGAUUCACGGCGCGGUGGGUGGCGCAUCGGCGGGUGGGUCGCCCACGUCGGGGUCCGCCAUCGGUGCCACGACUGCCGAUGGCACCGAUGCCCCUCAGGUGCACGUGCGAUCGGCUGUGAACACGGUGCUGAUCGGCACGGUGCGGGAUGUGCAGGAGGGCUUCCUUGGCGCGACCCGCAUUCUGCAGUACGUUCUGGCAGUGCGGAACACCUCUGCGGAGUCGUUGGGCUCUGCAUCCGCAGACGCGAUGGGGAGCCACGUGGACGCCGGCAACGGAGAGGACGAAGGCGCAGGCGUGGACGAGGACCUGAUCGUUGUGCGCUGUGUCGGCGACCUCGUCCCUGUCGCGCUGCUGAAGCAGCAGGCCCGUUUGGGCUCCACCAUUUUCGUUGCCGGGUCGCUGCGUCUGAAUCGCAACGUCGACACGGUGUCGCGACGGUCGCAUGCGUACCCGUAUGUGCAGGUGGUGCCGCCCCUUGGCUGCGUGCGUGUCUUGGAGGCGUAG
Messenger RNA from Leishmania major strain Friedlin, 2970 nucleotides. RefSeq names its product putative RNA-editing complex protein MP81. Lineage: Eukaryota; Euglenozoa; Kinetoplastea; Trypanosomatida; Trypanosomatidae. The coding region runs from base 1 to 2970 and encodes 989 amino acids. The transcript has a single exon. The record is from RefSeq and is a predicted model, not a curated record.